UAUUUUGUUCACGUAACAACUUCAACUAACGAAGAGGGCUUAAAGCGAGGCGCUAGGCGAGAGCGAGAGUGAGAGGCGGAAAAGGGAGGAAUGGGAGCCUGGGCUAUCGCUGUUCAUGGUGGCGCUGGUGUCGACCCUAAUCUCCCUAAGGAAAGACAAGACGAGGCUAAGAGACUCCUCACUCGUUGCCUUGAUAUUGGCAUCUCUGCUCUCCGCUCUAAUGUCCCCGCCAUUGACGUCGUUGAACUUGUUGUGAGAGAACUGGAAACAGACCCGCUGUUCAACUCCGGGCGUGGGUCUGCUCUUACGGAGAAAGGAACAGUAGAAAUGGAAGCCAGCAUUAUGGACGGGCCUAAAAGGAGAUGCGGUGCCGUUUCUGGCUUAACCACGGUUAAGAACCCAAUCUCCCUCGCCCGACUCGUCAUGGAGAAAUCACCGCAUUCUUAUUUGACCACCCCGGGAGCCGAAGAGUUUGCCAAGAAACAGGGCGUGGAGAUGGUGGACAAUGAUUACUUCAUCACAGAAGAUAACGUGGGGAUGCUUAAGUUGGCUAAAGAAGCAAACUCAAUCCUGUUUGAUUACCGUAUCCCGACGGUUGGCACCUGCGGUGCAGCUGUGGACAGCCAUUUGCAGAUGAACGGGCUCCCGAUCAGCGUCUACGCACCGGAGACAGUUGGGUGUGUGGUGGUUGACAAGGAGGGUCGGUGCGCUGCAGGCACUUCAACUGGUGGGCUCAUGAACAAGAUGUCAGGAAGGAUCGGUGACUCGCCCAUUAUAGGUGCAGGGACCUACGCAUGUGAGUUGUGCGGGGUGUCGUGCACAGGGGAAGGAGAAGCAAUCAUCCGAAGCACCCUGGCAAGGGAUGUAGCUGCGGUUAUGGAGUACAAAGGGUUGAAUCUUCAUGAGGCAGUGGAUUAUGUGAUAAAGAACAGGUUGGACGAAGGUAAAGCAGGGCUAAUUGCUGUGUCGAAGAAUGGUGAGGUGGCUUGUGGGUUUAACACCACUGGGAUGUUUAGGGGCUGCGCCACCGAGGGUGGGUUUAUGGAGGUUGGUGUCUGGUAAAAUAAAAUGUUAUUAUUAGGAUUGCAUUACAAUUUUUUCCUGGGGUGUUCCCCCAAGAGGGUUUGCUUUUUUCGUGAUUUCAGACAUGUGCUUCAUGCACCUGGUUUUGUUUUUGGGUUUCAUCCAUGUAAUUGAGAUGUCGAAUAAAUAUUUAGUAUCUUCAAAUCUUUGAUUUUGUAA
Messenger RNA from Gossypium raimondii (Peruvian cotton), 1242 nucleotides. RefSeq names its product probable isoaspartyl peptidase/L-asparaginase 2. The record is from RefSeq and is a predicted model, not a curated record. Bases 91 to 1062 code for a protein of 323 amino acids. The transcript has 4 exons. Gene Ontology annotation, molecular function: hydrolase activity. NCBI's taxonomy places the organism in Eukaryota, Viridiplantae, Streptophyta, Magnoliopsida, Malvales, Malvaceae.